AAUCCGGUGUGCGUUUUUGUGUGUGUGCUCUAGACAUUACGGUAGUCGGUAGCUCCUGGAUUGUUUGCUGCUCUGGGGUUUGAGAAAACACGGAGUGCCUGCACACUAUCUUCUGUUCCCCCACCGCAGUAACGGCUACACUCUGAAGUAAACUCUGGAGACUGUUCCGCUUCCGACUGUAAAUCUUUGUGGACCCCACAAGACAUUUGGAAGAACGGAAUAGUGGCAAUAGCAGCAGCAGCAUCAUCCUCUUAAAUUGUGGUUUUAAGAGCAACACCACAUCUCAUAGUAUCUGAAUUCAGAGCUGAGCCCUGCCCUCAGUCAAACACCGACACAGGGAAGCAGAGAGGAGAGGCUGCAGCAAUAACACCUAUUCCCAUUUGCUCACCACUGCUUGAAGUAGAAAGUGUGUCCAUCAUGGCUUCUAAACCUCACGCUCCUCUGAUGAAGAAGCACAGUCAGACAGACUUAAUAAGCCGUCUGAAGAGCCGGAAGAUCCUUGGAGUCGGUGGGGAGGAUGAUGAUGGCGAAGUGCACCGCUCAAAGAUCAGUCAGAUGCUCGGAAAUGAGAUGAAGUUUGCAGUGCGAGAGCCUAUCGGGCUUAGGUUGUGGAUACUCACCUCAGCUGUGGGUUUCACAGUUAUGGCCCUGAUGGCCCUGAUGUUUCCCAACCAACUCUAUGAGGUUAUUUUUGAGGAGGAGCUUUCCACAACCAGCAUCUCCAUUCGCCUUUAUGGAGGAGCACUGCUAAGCCUGGCCCUCAUCAUGUGGAAUGGUCUCUACACAGCAGAGAAGAUCGUCAUCCAGUGGACUCUGCUCAGUGAAGCUUGCUACUUUGCUGUUCAGUUUCUAGUGACAUCCAUCACCUUAAUGGAGAUUGGCAUCCUGCCCAAUGCUGCCAUACUCCUGCUUCUCAGUCGAGUGCUCUUCCUGGCGGUCACCAUGGCUUACUACUACCACCUGGGCCGCAAGCCAAAGAAGAUCUGAGCCGCCUGCACAAUACUUCCAGGGAGGGGACAGCUGAACACAGGUCACAAAUGUGGGGUCAGAAGGUUUGGAUUGUUAUUUGAUUGGGGCUUGGAGCACUACUUUGCCAGUUCUCUGCCCCUUCCAAUGGGACCUAGCCUAUUGUAACCCCCAAUAUUUAACAGAUGAGCACAGUCUCACAUUCCAGACUCUACAACAAGAACUAGAAACUUCAUAGUGAAAGUGAAUUACUCCUUCACUGGGCUAUGAGGUCAAGCCCCUCUUGACACACAUUCCUCCUUUUGUGCAGUUCUGAGUGCUGUUAUUAUAAAGAUGGAGCUAGCAGUUUGUGGUGAAUUACACUCUUGUGUUGCCUAGUUCUAUGGUUUAAUAUGUACAGUACAGAAUAAUUUCAAUCACCUGACUAUGUUGUUCAUGUACACUUACAUGAUUUCCAGAUUCAGAAUUUAGUGUUAUCUGUUUGAUAAAAACAUUACAUCUUGAUACUUCCUCUUAAUCACACUGAAAGACCAAGAGUUUGUGCUAAAAUUUGUUUCCGGUUUGAUGCUGUUGAUGUCAAUUCAUACUGUAUGUAUGUUAAAGUGAAGCCUGAAUAUCUGUGCUUUUGCAUGCUUAUGUGACAGCUAUCUAGUGAACAUACCAAAUGGAAAAAGUAUCAACUGUGCUUAGUGCAAAAUUCAGGCCAGAUAAGCUAAAUGCUAGAUGAGUGACAGUUAAUCUUUUCUUAUACAGUGUGGUCAGCACAUAGAGGAAACUCUUUAAGGUCAGUUUUUACUCUCAAUAAUGCCCAUCAGUCAUUUUCAGAUUCAGACUACCCAAAAAGAAAUGCUGUAUUGAAAAAAAAAAAUCAGGGACAAAGUGGAUUUUAUAUUCCUUUAAGUAUAUCAGUCAGUUCUACCAAAGUGAAUAGGAAUGGUUUUGUACAGAAUAUUUACACUACUGAGAUGAAUACAUAUAAUGCUGAUAAAUGCACAUGUGCACUCAUUUGUAGAAUAGAGGAAGUGCAGUUCUCUAUAUGUACGAAGCUGUGUGUACACUGUUUGGCGGGACCUUAGUCAUCUUACAGAAAGUCUUAAACAUUUCUGACCUUACUGUAAAGCUAGUUUCACAAGCCGAGCAUGUCAGUGUGUAGGGCAAACAAACCUGCUCUGGUUCCUCUUUAGUGAUGUAGCACAGCUUUUUUUUUUUUUACAUACACCAUAUCCUCAGUCUUGCCUUAAAACUACUUAAAAGAACAGUCACCAACACUGCAUCCUACUUUUUGUAUAUAUGUAAAUAAAAGUAUUUACCAUCA
Thunnus maccoyii (southern bluefin tuna) is the source of this 2281-nucleotide messenger RNA. It is a transcript of the gene tp53i11b, whose product is annotated as tumor protein p53 inducible protein 11b. The transcript is spliced from 9 exons. The record is from RefSeq and is a predicted model, not a curated record. Bases 418 to 987 code for a protein of 189 amino acids. NCBI's taxonomy places the organism in Eukaryota, Metazoa, Chordata, Actinopteri, Scombriformes, Scombridae.